ACAAAUAAAAGAAGCCGAAAAAUCCUCCGCCGCACAAUUAACUACUUGGUCAACAUUCGCCCAGUAAGAUAGGACCACGUGUUCUCUCCCUGGAUCUAUACGACGCCUCUCUUUAUUAAAUCCUCCUCUCGUCUUCGUUCCCAUUGUCGUCUCUUCCCUCAACCAUCCUCUCUGAGCAUAUAAAACCUUCAUGGCAUUUGCGCACUACUGCAGCAUCGAAUGUUUCCUUAACAACGGGAAACAACUAGAGCUUCUUCAACUCGUUAUUGGAUUGCCUAUCGCCACUAUUCUCCAGAUCCGCUGUCGUUUUAGUCAGUUUUCUCCGCAUUAACCCCCUUCUGGUGAAGCUUUCUCAGCGGUUCUCUGUUGUUUAUUUUUUGGUUGUAAGCUAUGGUCUCCUCUCACCUUCCUGUCCCCAACAAAACCCACAAGCAGCAGUAUUUGUCCCUCAGCCCUUCGGUUUCUUUAUUGAAAGAUGAUGUUGAACUUGAUUUCUCUGAUGUGUUUGGCCCACUCCCUGAAGAGGCCGGAGACGUUGCCUUCGACGAGCCUGCUGUUAUCCACACUCGUUCCCACUCUUUGGUUGGACCGUCUUCGAUAGGCAGUCAUUCUUUCAAGGUCAGGAAGCUUACCUUACUAGAGACUGAGGACUCUGUUGACUUGGUGGAGUGUGUUGAAGCUGAAUCGUUAAAAUAUGAAUUCUCUGGUACUGACGAGACUGACAGUGAUGGAUCUGCGGAGAAAGAUGUGGUGGUGAAGGUCCCUGGUUUGGUUGGUCUUGAUGAUUUUGAGGUUAUGAAGGUUGUAGGGAAAGGUGCGUUUGGGAAAGUGUAUCAGGUGAGGAAGAAGGAGACUUCUGAGAUAUUUGCGAUGAAGGUCAUGAGGAAAGAUAAGAUUAUGGAGAAGAACCAUGCUGAGUAUAUGAAAGCUGAGCGUGACAUCCUAACUAAGAUUGAUCAUCCCUUCAUUGUUCAACUUAAAUACUCUUUUCAGACUAAGUACAGGCUCUACCUUGUGCUAGACUUUAUAAACGGAGGGCAUCUCUUCUUCCAGCUCUAUCAUCAAGGGCUUUUCAGAGAGGAAUUGGCUCGUGUGUACACUGCAGAGAUCAUCUCUGCAGUUUCUCAUCUCCAUGAGAAAGGCAUAAUGCAUAGAGAUCUCAAACCUGAAAACAUUCUCAUGGACGUAGAUGGCCAUGUGAUGCUAACUGAUUUUGGCUUAGCAAAGGAGUUUGAAGAGAACACAAGAUCAAACUCCAUGUGUGGAACUACUGAGUAUAUGGCACCUGAAAUUGUUAGAGGAAAAGGUCAUGAUAAGGCUGCUGAUUGGUGGAGCGUUGGGAUUCUUCUCUAUGAGAUGCUCACAGGAAAGCCACCGUUUAUGGGGAGCAGAGGAAAGAUAGAGCAGAAAAUUGUAAAGGACAAGAUCAAGCUUCCACAGUUUCUGUCCAGUGAGGCUCAUUCCUUGCUGAAAGGGCUGCUGCAAAAAGAGCCAGAGAGGAGACUUGGAAGUGGACCAAGCGGAGCAGGGGAGAUAAAAGAUCACAAAUGGUUCAAAGGAAUGAACUGGAAGAAACUGGAGGCAAGAGAAGUGAAGCCAAGUUUCAAGCCGGAGAUCUCGGGAAGACAGUGCAUAGCGAAUUUUGACAAGUGCUGGACUGAAAUGUCAGUGUUGGACUCACCAGCAAGCAGUCCAAGCUCGGAUCCUAAGGCCAACCCUUUUACCAACUUCACAUAUGUGAGACCUCCUCCAUCAUUCCUUCAGCAUAUGUGAGAACCUAAUGUCUCUUUUAUUUAUUAAAACCUGUUUUAAGAAAUGAGCUGCUUGAUCCAUAUUUAAGAAAAUUGUAUGUCGAGAGAAAUAUUUUAUCUAAAUAAAGUUGUUUAACUUUCUAA
Brassica rapa (field mustard) is the source of this 1895-nucleotide messenger RNA. Its product is annotated as serine/threonine-protein kinase AtPK1/AtPK6. The record is from RefSeq and is a predicted model, not a curated record. Gene Ontology annotation, biological process: protein phosphorylation. Lineage: Eukaryota; Viridiplantae; Streptophyta; Magnoliopsida; Brassicales; Brassicaceae. Gene Ontology annotation, molecular function: ATP binding; protein serine/threonine kinase activity.